This is a messenger RNA of Galleria mellonella (greater wax moth), 3756 nucleotides long. Its product is annotated as PHD finger protein 14. Gene Ontology annotation, biological process: regulation of transcription by RNA polymerase II. The transcript is spliced from 21 exons. The record is from RefSeq and is a predicted model, not a curated record. The coding region runs from base 293 to 3520 and encodes 1075 amino acids. NCBI's taxonomy places the organism in Eukaryota, Metazoa, Arthropoda, Insecta, Lepidoptera, Pyralidae.
GUAUAGCUGCCAUAACAACAUUAAUUACUCACGUUCACAAUUUGAUUAUCUAUUGAAUUGCGUGUUUUCUUUUAAUUAAUUUUUUUUGCAAAGUAUGAAGGACAGUAAUGAACAAUACAUAUAUUAUUGCGAUUUGUUAAAAUUGAUAUUUCUUUUACGCAAUUGUAUUUAGAUGAAUAUUAUAUCUAUAUGUGAUUGUAUUGCAAUGAAAUCACCGGUUGAAUGCUUUGUUUUUUUAGAUGAAAACUAUAUAUGUGUAUAAUUAAAGUGAUAUCGAUUUUUUUAAUUCGACAUGAGCACUCAGGGUCGUGGACCUGCAAAGAGGAAGGUGAAACCAGUUGAACCGCAAUCCUUACUUGAUUUCGAUCUUGGAGAAGGGGAGAGUUCUGAUGAUUCCGAUUUUCGUAUUGAAGAUCAUCCUGAGGAGAGCGACGACUAUUCUAUAAACUCCGAUGAUGACAAAAAAGGGAAUGCAAACAGUGAAUCGUCAGAUGAAGAAGACUCAAAUUCUGAUACUGAAAAUGAAUAUAAAAAUUCUAACAACAAAAUUGGUGAAGACAUCUCAGUUACUGAUAUACUUGAAACAGCUAAACAGAAAGAGUUUAAGUUUCCUGGUGAUCUAGCCAAUAUAUUAAUAUGUGCAGGCUGUUUGGGUUCAAGAAGUGAUGAUUUUAAUGAGAUUGUUGGUUGCGAUGGAUGUGGUGUCACUGUACAUGAAGGUUGUUAUGGUGUCUCUGAUGUGGCUAGUGAAUCCAGCACAGUCAGCUCUGCAUCAACAGAGCCAUGGUUUUGUGAGGCUUGCAAGGCUGGUGUUACAGAUCCCAGUUGUGAAUUAUGCCCCAAUAAAGGUGGAAUUUUUAAAGAAACUGAAGUAGGAGCAUGGGUGCAUUUAGUAUGUGCAUUGUAUGUACCAGGAGUAGCAUUUUCCGAGGUGGAACAUUUGUCAGGCGUGACAUUAUUUGAGAUGGCCUACUCCCGGUGGGGCGCUAGGUCCUGCGCCCUGUGUGAAGAUGCGACUCUAGCUCGAACUGGGGUGUGUGUUGGAUGUGAUGCUGGUCUUUGCAAGACAUUUUUCCAUGUCACUUGUGGUCAACGAGAGGGUUUGUUGGCAGAAGCACACACAGAGGAGGCAGAACAAGCAGACCCUUUCUAUGCUCACUGCAAGUUACAUUCUGAUAAGGCUUUAGUGAAAAAACGCAAGAGAAAUUGGUUGGCUUUACAACUGAGGACAGAAAAAAGGAAACAGGAACUCCAAAGUAAUAUCAGUACAGAGGAGAAUCAAAGAUUCCAACGCAAAUUAGUCAAAUGCAGAAGGAAGUACUUGCAACAGAAGGAAAAUAGGAAUCCUCCAUGGGUGCCAACUCAGAAAAUGGCUCGUAUGCUCUACAGUAGUGCGUCAGCAAUGAGGAAGUUCCAAUUGAAAGCUGAAUGUAUGGGUAUAGACACGCAUGCGCUCGAGUUUCAAGAUGCACAGAUGGCUGCCCUUAAGGAUGUGUCUCGCCGCUGGCACGUGCCACCAGCAUUCUCUGUAGAGUUUGUCGGUUACUAUUUGGAUAGAAAUUCUCGUGUUACAUCUUUACGCAAAUCACUUGAACGUCUUACUAAGGAGAACGAGACCUUGUUAGCUGAAGAUGAUAAAUUACGAACAGAGUAUGAUGAGGCAUCUAAAGAGAACACGGAAGCUUUGGUUGAGAUGUCUUCAACUCGACAAGCUCUCCAGAAGAUAUAUGAAGCAAUCCUAGCUGUGUGUCCCAAGAAGGUAACACCGCCCAUUUUAGAAGAUAAACCUUUGCUACCACCAGUAAUUGCUCGCUCAACUCCUAAAGUUACGCCUCAGCAACUCCAGAAGCGGGUGGGGGCUCCGGAUGUAGAUACUUCAUUCGGUCGUAUAAUGCAUAGUGGGUCGGCCACCAGGUCAAUGUCUGUGCCCACUGCGGCAGCACUUAAGAUGGGCGUUGGUUUUCCUCUUAGCGACAACCCGGACGCUCGCCAUGGAAAAGUACUGUCUACGUCACUUGAAGCAUCGGACGCGCUGGCGGCGCGAGAGUGCGCGGCGUGUGGCCGCAGUAGCGAGCGCCACCUGAUGGCCGCCUGUGACACCUGUCACCACCACUACCAUCUGCAUUGCUUGAAGCCGCCGUUGCAGCGUCCGCCCAAGAAGAGCAAGCUCUACGGAUGGCAAUGUUCUGAAUGUGACAAGACAUCUGAUUCCGAACCAGAGGUAUUAGAAAAGAAGGUGCCAAGAAGGUCACGUAUACGGUACAGUAAAGAUGGGGCCAUUAUUACAGAACCGGCGAGCCCCGGCUCCACACCUAAUUCGCCACCACCAAAACAAAAAUCUGAAAAACCUCAUCGUCUGAAGACUGAAAAGAUAAAGAUUGCGUCCUCAGAAAAUAUGUCUCCAAUAAAAGUAACCAUAAAGCCGUUCGAAUUCAGCAGCGAUGGCAAUGAAAGUUCAGAACUUAAAAAGAAGGAUAAAAAGAUAAAAAAAUCUAAACAGAAAGAGCAUACGUCUGGGUCAGCUGGGGAGGGUGAUAGUCCAUCUAAAAAGAUUAAGCGCAGUUUCACUUCGCCCACGUUGACGAACACCCCAUUAAUGUCAAUAACUCCUAUUGUGGCAGACAGUCCCAAUGAUUCACAUAAUGAGAAUUCGAAUGCCUCUACGAACAUUGCCCUUAAUAAACGAGAUGAAAGUUUUUUACCUCAAAAUAUAUCAUUCUCCUCUCUUUUAAACGAGUCGAAAGAAAGAGAUAGCAAAGCAAUCGAAAGUUCCAUAGAGAACACACUCGCAAAUCUUUCAUCGGAUAUUGCUACUUAUAAAGCAAAUAGAAAGCGCAGGAAAGAAAAACACCGCUCGAGGUAUUCGCCUGACUUUAUGCGGACUCCAUCAAAGUCACAUAAACAUAAGAGGAAAAAGAAGCUACAGGACAUGGAGAAUCCUAAUGAACCACCUCAUCCGAGAAUUACUAUUAAGAUCAAACCCAUCCCCAAACCCGAUGGUUCAUUGGAUACGCAAAUGUUUUACGUUCCGACUGAUAGUAAUGACGGACCUCCACCAGCGGUAAUGAAGAAACUUUCAAAGCAAGCAGAACAAGCGACGACUAAACCGAAUCUCUCGGGUGAUGUUCCGGCAGUCGUCGAAACAGAUAUUUCGCCACCUCUUCUCACUAAUCCAACGGAUAAAGCUAGUGAACCAAAUAUUACAAAACCGAAGCGUUCGCGGGUGAGGGGCGCGCGGGGCGCGGACAUAGCGGGAGCGGGAGCGGGCGCGGGAGCGGGCGCGGGCGCGGGCGCGGACGGCGCGGCGGGGGCUGGCCCUGCGGCUGCGCUUACGCCCAUGACGCACUGCGACGUCUGCACCGAGCCCGGCAAUACCACCAACCUCGUGCGAUGCGAUGAAUGUUUUAAGCGGUACCACUUCACCUGCUUAGAACCGCCGCUGAACAAGAAUCCGAAAAAGCGUGGUUACUCAUGGCAUUGUGCGGACUGUGAUCCCACAGACAACGAAGAAAAUAACUGAGAUGGCUACGCGUACACAAUGCUGAGCUGACAUAUUACAUAAUAUAUAAGGUUUGUGUCUGUUGUUAAUACUGUCUAACUUUGUGUCAUCUUAGUAUUCGUAACAUUCUCUUAUAGUGUUGUAUUACGUUAUAAUUCUCUUUGUCAAAUUUAUCUUUAAGAAUAAUUUCUGAUUACAAAAUCUAUUCAAUCAAUAUUAUAAAUUUAUUUUACGUAAUAAAUGUGCACAUAAAUUUA